This is a messenger RNA of Stegostoma tigrinum, 804 nucleotides long. RefSeq names its product C-type lectin Cal-like. Lineage: Eukaryota; Metazoa; Chordata; Chondrichthyes; Orectolobiformes; Stegostomatidae. Gene Ontology annotation, molecular function: signaling receptor activity. The record is from RefSeq and is a predicted model, not a curated record. The coding region runs from base 126 to 671 and encodes 181 amino acids. The transcript is spliced from 6 exons.
CCUCGUCGUCUGCUGUAUAUAUAUUUACAGUAAGACUUAACACCUCAUCACAUCAGAUAACAGGGAGACAGACAGACAAGCAAACGGAGCGAUUGGGGUGAGGGGAAAGGAACUUCACUGCGGACAUGAUGCUGCUGCUGGGACUGGUGCUGAGUACAUUGAUCGUCAGUGACAUUGCAGUUUAUCAUCUGCCUAUGCAGAAUUCAACACAUUUGGAUUGGAGCGAUGAGAAACAUAAUCCACUGGGCAAUGGGGAUUGUUCUGGUGGCAUUGCUUAUUUUGGUUAUUGCUACAAGUUUGUUUCUGAGAAAAAGACUUGGAUUGAGGCUGAGAUGCAUUGCCGAGACUUGGCUCCAGGGGGCCAUCUUGCUUCCGUGCACUGGGUGGAUCAGUAUAUCCUUCUUGCAGAAAUGAUACAUCAAUCCCAAAACGGUUAUCCUCCAACUUGGAUCGGUUCGAAUGACGUCCAUAAGGAGGGGACUUUCCUCUGGAGUGAUGGAUCGACAGGAGAUUUUUUGCUUUGGGCUAAAGGUGAACCCAAUGAUUACAACGCACAGGAAGACUGUGUGCACACUUUCAAAAUGAAUUCACUUUUUUGGAAUGAUGCGGCUUGCAAUUUACAAAUAUCUUUCCUUUGCUCCUACAAACUGCCAUGUCCCUGCUCACCCUGAAAGAAUCUAUUGCUGCUCCAUGGAUCAUGUCUGGGGGUCGAUCUCGUGCUUCAAUUUGCUUGUAGUUGUAGUCACAGCCAAUGAUGACUGUACUGCCCUCGUUUCUCGGCCGUGAAUAAAAAUUGCAUCAUGA